Chanos chanos (milkfish) is the source of this 1293-nucleotide messenger RNA. Its product is annotated as estrogen-related receptor gamma-like. Lineage: Eukaryota; Metazoa; Chordata; Actinopteri; Gonorynchiformes; Chanidae. Gene Ontology annotation, biological process: regulation of DNA-templated transcription. Gene Ontology annotation, cellular component: nucleus. Bases 1 to 1293 code for a protein of 430 amino acids. Gene Ontology annotation, molecular function: steroid binding; zinc ion binding; sequence-specific DNA binding. The transcript is spliced from 6 exons. The record is from RefSeq and is a predicted model, not a curated record.
AUGUCCAUCAAAGACAUGGGCGUGGACAUCACUUACCCAGCCCACAUUAAGGCGGAGCCAUCAAGCCCCACCUCCUUGUCAGAGAGACUGAACCAGAAUAGUCCUGGGGGGCUUUCAGACGGUGGGAGCAGCUGCAGCUCUGUCUCUAGGGGGGUGUCACAUGAUUCACUUUCCCUCUACACGGUUCCAGGGAGCGCUGUGGGAUCAACAGGCGCCCCCAUCAGGCCAUUUGAGGAGAGCGCAUUGAAAGGCGGGUACUCGAGUUCGGGGGCCAAGCGCGCGUGUCUAGUGUGUGGAGAUGUGGCGUCAGGAUUUCACUAUGGCGUCGCUUCCUGUGAGGCCUGCAAAGCCUUUUUCAAACGGACUAUUCAAGGGAAUAUCGAGUAUAGCUGUCCGGCCAGCAGUGAAUGUGAGAUCACUAAGAGGAGGAGAAAGUCCUGUCAGGCCUGUCGGUUCAUGAAGUGUCUGGCAGUGGGCAUGCUCAGAGAGGGUGUGCGUUUGGACAGGGUGCGAGGUGGGAGGCAGAAGUACAAACGGAGAAUAGACUCAGAUAACAGCUCUUAUCUACAGCUGUCUCUGCCACAGAAAAAAACAUUCCUUGGUGGUGGGCAUGUGGAGAAUAAGGUUGUGUCACAUCUGUUGGGGGCAGAGCCAGAGAAGAUCUAUGCCAUGCCUGACCCCGCCCUUCCUGACUCUGACAUCAAGGCGCUUACCACACUGUGUGACCUUGCUGACAGGGAAUUGGUUGUCAACAUUGGCUGGGCCAAACACAUCCCAGGUUUCUCCAGCCUGUCUCUGCCAGACCAGAUGAGUCUACUGCAGAGUGCGUGGAUGGAGAUCCUGAUCCUGCGUGUGGUCUUCCGCUCGCUGGGCUGUGAGGAUCAGCUGGUGUUUGCAGAGGAUUACGUAAUGAAUGAGGAACAGGCCAAACUGGCUGGCCUGCAGGACUUAUACACCGCUAUCUUACAGCUGGUCAGAAAGUACACCUCCAUCAAACUGCACAGGGAAGAGUUUGUCACACUCAAAGCCAUAGCACUCGCUAACGCAGACUCCAUGCAUAUAGAGGACUGGGUUGCAGUGCAGCGGCUGCAGGACAGCCUGCAUGCGGCGUUGCAGGAGCUGGUGUCUGUACUUCAUCCUGAGGAUGGCCAGCGGGCGGGGCGGCUGAUCAUGACUCUGCCUUUGCUCCGUCAGACUGCAGCCAAAGCUGUCCAGCACUUCUGCAACAUCAAACAGGACGGUCGUGUGCCCAUGCACAAACUCUUUCUGGAACUUCUGGAGGCUCAUGCCUGA